CUGGAGAAAGACUUAGUCCACUAGGACCCUGCUCGCCUCCACCUCCACUGUGAACGGGACUACCUGAGGAGUGCAUGGACUAAUCCAUCCCAAGGCUACUGAUCACCUGGCCACCUCCAACUGCUGGGACCCAGUCUCCUCACUUAUUCUUUACCCAGUAAACUGUUGCGCUGAGAUACAGAGCAGCCUGCCAUCAACCUGAAGCUGGGGAUAAGGAUGCUUGGAUCUAGGAGGCUGCUGUAGAAGACUUGUUGGUCAUUUGGCAACAUGAUGUCCCCUUGGAUCUUCCUGCUUGUCGCAGGGGCUGCUAAGUUGUUGUCUGCUGAGUUUCUUCUACCAAGUGACUGUUCACAGGCAAAGAAGCUGUGUCUCAAAGACUCGGUGUGCAAUGCCAGCCACCAUGAGUUCAUGCACUGCACGCAUGGAAUCGCCACGGAACCCGUGAAUAAAACUAGAUGUCAGCAGGCAGAAUUGGCUCUGAAGAACCAUGGUCUCAUGGACUGCAAGUGUAGGCGUCGCAUGAAUAAAGAGGAGCACUGCUUGAAUGUUUACUGGAAUCUCCAUCCUCUUAAUGUACAGGGUUAUCAUAUCUUUGAAAGUUCUCCAUAUGAAGACGAUGACCAUGACAUUGUGAAGACUGAUGAGUAUAGUCGUGUGGUUGGCAUGGCAUCUGAUACUGAAAUCCCUGUCAACUCUAACGCUUGCUUCAAGCAGGCUAUUAUUUGCAGCUUGACUGAAAAGUGCAGCUGGGACAGGAAUGCCUACGCCGACAACUGCAGCAAAAAACACGAAAAUGGCCAAUGUGAUCGGCAAAGGUGUCACCAGUCACUGCGUCGCUUUUUCAAGAAAGUCCCUCAGGAGUUCUCCAAACGAUUGCUUUUUUGCCCAUGCCAGGAAAGCUACUGUGCAGAACGCAGGCGAAAAACGAUAGUACCUGAAUGUUCCUUUGAGGAAGAGUCCAAGCCAAACUGUCUGCAUCUAUAUCAUUCAUGCAUGAAUGAUAACCUGUGCAAAUCCCGUUUUGCAGAUUUCCAAAAACACUGUUACUCUUUUAACAAAAGGACAAAAUAUUGUCCCAAGGAGCAGUACGAUCUAUGUAUACAGACUUAUAUGAGGAUGAUUGGUACUAUAAUGACUCCAAAUUUCAUCAGCAACAAUAGUAUAAGUGUGUCACUUUGGUGCACAUGUGAAGGCAGUGGUAAUCGGCAAGAUGACUGCAGUACCAUCCUGGGAAUGUUUAUGGGGAACACAUGCCUUGAAAAUGCAAUUAAAUCAGAGCUUGGUGAACCAAUUGAGACAGAUUCUGUACAGACAGUCCCUAUGGAUAUGCAGAAAGAGGACACAAAUUUAUCAGUCAUCCCUGGAACCAACCUGGAGACAGACAACUUGCCUGUUAAAUCAGCAAAGCAAAACAAAAUUGCAAAAGUCCAUAAUCCAGCAUCUAGGGUUUCUUCUCCAUCCAUGGCACUGACUCUUUUAAGCCCUGCACUGUUGCUUUGGCUUCUAAAAUCUGUGCGCUUUGCGUGAAAGGAAGAGCUAUAAAGGCCCUGUUCAAAAAGCAACCAUGAGAUUCUCAGAAGUACCUACUUAUUAUCAUUCAUCUGGCUUAUAUGAAAUUGGCCUCUAAACAAGUAUAUUCUGCUUUAAAAGCCACCCUACUGCUGGAUUAAUAUGUGGGCUGUGUUCUCGGGCCCCGCGUAGACUUAUGUGCAUGGAUUUUCAGAAAAGUCGGGUGGUGACAUCGCAAAGUUUUUGUCACAGGGCCAUAACUUCGACAGGACAUGUGCUGCAGGCCCCCAAGGUGAGGAGUGCACUUGAGUUUCCCACCGCCAAUACCCAUGUGCUUCCCUCCACUUCCAGAAGCUGAUGUGACAUUGGCACAGGGUGCGGCCUCGGACCUUGCCUCAGACUCCAAGAUCCCUACUUCCAGCUUUGCCUUGAUGUGUUAUUUCCUAAGCUUUCCCAGUAUGUGAGGUUACACAUACAUUGACUUAAAGAAAUCCCUGUGGUGGGACCAAGCUCAAAAGUGAAGUUUAUGUAUCUUACAAUACAAA
This is a messenger RNA of Spea bombifrons (plains spadefoot toad), 2054 nucleotides long. It is a transcript of the gene GFRA3, whose product is annotated as GDNF family receptor alpha 3. The coding region runs from base 268 to 1527 and encodes 419 amino acids. Gene Ontology annotation, molecular function: signaling receptor activity. Lineage: Eukaryota; Metazoa; Chordata; Amphibia; Anura; Pelobatidae. The record is from RefSeq and is a predicted model, not a curated record. Gene Ontology annotation, cellular component: signaling receptor complex; external side of plasma membrane. Gene Ontology annotation, biological process: nervous system development. The transcript is spliced from 8 exons.